Molecule: messenger RNA, 761 nt
Organism: Dicrocoelium dendriticum
Lineage: Eukaryota; Metazoa; Platyhelminthes; Trematoda; Plagiorchiida; Dicrocoeliidae
Source: the annotation of a GenBank genome assembly
GUGGAGGCCAUCUUCCGAUUUCGGAAGAUCACUUCGCAAUCAUCGAUGUUUUCAUACGUCACCGCUCAUCUUCCUUCACAGGUAGCCUCGGAGGUGAUCGAUAUUCUUGAUCCGAUGCCGACUGAAUCGCCGUAUGACAAGCUCAAAUCAGCCAUUCUAAAACGCACUACGGCUUCCGAUGAAGCACGGCUGCACAUGCUACUUUCUGGCAUAGAGCUUGGAGACCGCAGCCCGUCUCAACUCCUCCGGCACAUGCGUUCACUUGUGGGUUCCUCGACCCUGGACGAUUCCAUCCUCCGACAGAUCUGGACUAAGUGCCUUCCAACAAACACCACGGCAAUUUUAGCAGUCCUUGCUGAUGAGCUUCCGUUGGACAAACUAGCCGAAGCGGCCGACAAAGUCCAUGAACGCUUCUUUAAAUCUGCUGUGAAUAAUGUGACUGGACCGAGCUCCACUAGUCCAUCUGGAAGUACCGCACUUGAGGAUAUUAGUGAACGACUCUCGCGCUUAGAACUCGCUGUGUCUCACAUCGGUCGUGAACGACCUGUUAACCGUAGAUUCAACUCCAGGAGUGGCCGCCGUAGUCAAUCCCGCACCAGCCGAUCGCGAUCAUACUGCUACUACCACCGCCGUUUCGGCGAUGCUGCUCGUAAUUGUCGUCCAGGUUGUAAAUACCCGAAGACGUUUUUGGAUUCUCGGCAGGGAAACGACAACGCCAGCCAGUGAUGGCGACAGCUGCUGCUGGCCAAACCAUUAGUCGC